AUGCCACCAAAACGCGUCCAAUUGAAUCGGAACUCUCUGGAACAGGAGGGUAGAAUCUUGCUUGCCAUUGAAGUAAUUAAGAAGAAAGAAAUACCCUCUAUUCGUGAAGCUGCACGUCGAUUUAGUAUACCUGAGAUAACUCUAUGCCGCCGCCGAUUGGGUGAUCGAAACCGCACAGAAAUACGCGCAAAUUGUCAUAAAUUGACUGAAAAUGAAGAGAAUUCUCUUGUUAAAUGGGUGCUUGAUAUGGAUACUCGUGGAGUAGCUCCUCGGCUGGCUACUGUUGGAGAAAUGGCUAAUAUUCUACUUGCAACACACAGUGAUAUUCUUUCUCAAAUAGUUGGAAAAAAUUGGGUCACAAAUUUUGUUAAAAGACAGCCAGAGCUUACUAUAUGA
This is a messenger RNA of Penicillium angulare, 396 nucleotides long. RefSeq lists its product as uncharacterized. Bases 1 to 396 code for a protein of 131 amino acids. The transcript has a single exon. Lineage: Eukaryota; Fungi; Ascomycota; Eurotiomycetes; Eurotiales; Aspergillaceae. The record is from RefSeq and is a predicted model, not a curated record.